Penicillium pulvis is the source of this 3000-nucleotide messenger RNA. RefSeq names its product putative C2H2 zinc finger domain protein. The record is from RefSeq and is a predicted model, not a curated record. The transcript is spliced from 2 exons. The coding region runs from base 1 to 3000 and encodes 999 amino acids. Lineage: Eukaryota; Fungi; Ascomycota; Eurotiomycetes; Eurotiales; Aspergillaceae.
AUGGCCCGCCAAGACCAGAAUAUGUUUGACGAGUAUCUAAAGCGCGCAUCGUUUGGAGACGACCAGGAAGCUACCGGACGAUCACUCAACCUUGGAGGUGGCAUGCCAAAUAAUUUUGGAGGACCUUUUAGUCAUACACAAUCCAAUACAAUGACGAGGCUGAAAAUCAUCAAGGCAUCACACGGUUCUUCCUACCCCGCGAGUCAGACCGCUGGAACGAGCUUGACCAGUGCAACCCCCGAACAUGGAACCUCCUCUGGCAUUACGGUCCGCCACGAUCCUCAACCAGUCUCUCCAGAGUUAAACAUCGGGGCGCUAAGCCACAUCGGUGAAGCGCACGGGCAGAUUAGCCAACAAACAAUGGACCAUGCAACCCUUGACCGAGAAAUGCAGCGGCUGUCGGCUGGGGGGAUGUCUGCUCAUUGGCAGGCACCGUUGUUCAGUAUAGCUGGAUACGAUACCCGGACUGGGUCUCCUGGGCUAGAAAAGCUUCGCAUGGAGGUGGGCUGUCUGAAUGCUGAGCUCCAUGAGCCGAAUACAGAAGCCCUCUUCAAGCAAAUCAAGCAAGACCGGGACCGGGUGCUGUAUUGCGUUGAACAAUUACGUUCAAGGAUUGCUGAGACAAAGACCAAACCCAAGACCAUACCGAAGACCAAACCGAAGACCAAACCAAAAACCAAGCCGAAGAACAACUCGAAGAAGGACUCCAGGAACAGGAUAUCAAAACCACUUGCGGCUAAGCGAGAGCUCAAAGGGAAGGUCAAGAAGAAGCCUUUUCAAUGCUGUGAAUGUGACACUGAAUUUGGUACCGUGGGAGCCCUGCAAAGGCACAUUGAGGACCAACAUUACCCAUGCGUUAGCAUUAGCUGCCCUGAGCCAGAUUGUGAAGAGAUUUCUCGCAGAAAAGACAAGGCUAGAGAUCACUGUCUGAUGAGGCACCAGUGGAAACCAAGCAACGAGCAGCUUGCGCUGUACACCCAACCCCGUGCAUGCCCUCUAUUAUGCUUCAUUUGUUCUCUACCGGUCAGCAAUUGGAAAGAAUUUUACAAGUGCUUCAUUUACCAUUGUGGCACCGACAACGAAACCUCCGAUGAGGGGUCAUCGAGUGAUGAUGAUCAUGGCAAUGGCGAAGGCCCAGCUGCUGGCUAUGACUCGGGUCUUCCUGGGUUUGGGAUGGAGGGUGCAGGCAAUUCUUUCAGCCAUGACUACAGUUACUGUGCUGGUUCUUCGGCCCAUGACUUUGGGUCGCUCAGCUCGAUGCAAAACUAUAGCCAGAACCCCAAUCAAAAUGCCCACGGUAUGCAACGUUCUUCAUCGGAUACCAACAGCCUGAUCCCAUCUCAGUCAGAUGCCUAUCAUGACACCAGUCAAAAGCGCCGCGCAUCUUUCCAGGGUCAUUCGGAUCUUCCUUGGGAGGCUCAACAGCCCGGGCUGCAACAAAAUCGCUUACUGAAGCGACACAAACAAGCCAGGGCCGAGCCUCUAGAGGAUCGGAUUUGCCAGAAAUGUAAUCACAAGAUCAAUGGCUGUACAUGGUGUGCAAAGAGACUUAUUUCGGGUGAACCGUGCCAUGAGUGUGAUGAUGCCAUGAGGAUUCAGGCAAGCGCAUUAAGCUCCCAAGUAGUUCGACAUACUGGCCCGACUCAGAGAAGUAUAAACCCUCUGGUCAACUUCGUUCCCAACCAGCCGCAAAUGGGCCAUUUAAACAGGCCUCAGGUUCCAAGACCCUUUGGAAAUACCAACCACCGAGUACCAUGGCCUCCCGGGAGCUACGGUCACCCCACUGGAAACCCUCAAGGUCAUCUUCGAGACCCCUACAAUAACUUUACCGCUAAUGUGGCAAUGAUAACGUACGUGCACGAUUUGAGCGAAGAGGAUAUGCUUUCAACCGGAUGUAAAUCCUCGAAUGCGAGUCUCGGAGGUACCUGGCUCAGCUGCCUUCCCAUGCGAGUCCCAAUGGGAAGAAUGAUCAAGGUGCCCUCAGAGGCUAUGGCAUUGGAGUAUGGAGUUGGGUCUGGAGCAAUUGGUACGACGACUUUCACGGGACACCGCGUUUUUCGUCCUAUCUAUCCAGUGAUGCUGACUUUGACAGAUCAAAUAACAUCGCAAACCAUAUCCGAAACCGAACCCCCGCAGAUCAAUCUUCCUAUGGCUAAACUAGAGGCUAUCAGUCCACUGUUAUGUCGCUGCCCCUGUCGAACGAAGACCGCUGGGCCUACCUACACAAGCAACGCCCGCAUCGAGUUGGUCCCUGGGAAACUCCUCGACAUGACGCUCACGAUCCUCCCCGGAGAUCGCGUCGGGCAUCCCCUAAGGACGCGUAUUAGGGUGGUUGUCAAAUUACUCAAGCUGCGUUCCUCUGUGGCGAGAUCGGGCAAUAAGAAGAGCAAGCAAGACGCGAAGGAGAUUGAACUAGUCCUCAAAACUAGCUUGUAUGGCUCUGCGCCCAUGAGGCCCGUCAAGACAAAGGAAGAGACUGUCGCUGUUGAUGAAUCUGACAUGUCCGAGUCCGAGUACGAUGGCCUCUUCUCUGACGCUGAGUCCGUUACCUCUUCUGUCGCCGAAGCUUCCUCCGUUUCGGAGCUAGCUCUGGUGCCAUUCGAGAGAAUCGAUCCAAAUACAUUGUUCCCCAAUGAACCAAAAGAGGAUAAUCACAACACGUCGGACCUGUUCUCGGGGUCCCAAUUCCCCGAUGAUGAUACCGAAGAAAUCCCACAUUCAAACGACCCUAACUCCGACGACCUCGUCGACGACAUGCAAAGCCUAUCUCUUGUCGAUACAUACGAUUUCGACAUUCAAGAGACUGAAUUUGAAUUUUCAUUAGAUCUGGAUCUCCACACUUGCCUCGACAAUCUUUCCAACUGGACCGAUGGACUCGCCGAUAUCGAACGAUCCGGCCAUAUCACCGACCCUGUCCGUGUCUUUGAAUUAUUUUUUAGAUACAUUAUCUAUGUCAUCUUUGCUUUGAGCCGGUCCCGAAUCGAGGCUGCCGGACGCUGA